Molecule: messenger RNA, 1854 nt
Organism: Fibroporia radiculosa
Lineage: Eukaryota; Fungi; Basidiomycota; Agaricomycetes; Polyporales; Fibroporiaceae
Exons: 7
Coding region: 1-1854 (617 amino acids)
Molecular function (GO): zinc ion binding
Source: RefSeq, a predicted model, not a curated record
AUGGCUUCUGUGAAUGACCGGGCGAAAGUCGAUGUGCCGGAUCUCUCCCUGCAUAGUAUUCUGGACGGUAAUAUCAAUAGCUUGGCCCGUGUAUCCUCCAAUAACAAACACAAUGAGGAUGACGCAAGCCAUCCACUCGCAGAGUUGUGUGCCGAAUGCGAAGACCAACCCGCCCAGCUCCUGUGCGAGACAUGUACGGACAGGUUCUGCGAAGUGUGUUUCGCGGUGUUGCAUCGGAAAGGCGCACGCAGAGCGCACGUACCGACCUUUCUAUAUUCAAAGAGCAAUGAGAUAUCCACUCCUGGCCCUCACGGAGAUAUGACAAGCGACGUGAAUAUGCGCGGGGGUGAGAAACGAUCGAGCGAUCACUUCUGUGUGGAAGUGGAGCGAGCAUUAGCCCAGAUAGCUCUCAUAACUACCCCAGCCAAAGAACUCAAUUCCGCACCGCGAGAAUGGUUCGUCGAACGCUCGAAGUAUAUUCCUAUGCGUCUGACCGAGGAUGAGCGCAAAUACCUGCAUCUGGUUGAAGCCGCCCUCAACGUCUCGGAAUAUACAGAGAAGGUUGAUAUUGAGCCUGAGAGCGAGUCUUCGCCCAAGGCAAAGCGAAUUGUGCACCAGAUUCGCGAGCUGUGUGCUACUAUGUCUGGACUGGUCGUCUCGUUGAAUUACAAACAGGGUCAAGCAUUGAUUGCAGAUCGCGACUUCAAGGCGAAUGAAAACUUCUUUCAACAAAUAUUUGAGAUAGGCCGUCGUCACAAGAUCAUGAAUCCUGACAAGAUGCGCACCACAUACGGCAAGCUGAUGUAUUUGCUGCAGGAUAGCCAAACAGCUGAAGUGAAAGAGCUACUCGAGCUCAGCUGUAUCAAGCCGAUCAUCACGGUUUAUUCCGUUUUGGAAGAACAUGACGCUCUUGAACUGCUCCGUGAUGAUCUCGUCCCCACCGCAACCAAGGCCAUUGUUGCAGAAGGUCGCUCAAUGGAGGAGAUUCUAGCAGAAAGAGACGCAAAGGACAUCGCGCUCGCGACUCUGGCAUCACGCUACGAGCGAGAAGGCCUCAACCAGGAACGAAUUCGGCAGUGCCUGUACAGUAUUGCUGAUAAUUGUGGGUAUUUGCGGGUCAACAGCGGCCCCUGCGAAAAGAUGAUCGAAUACUUGGAGCGAUAUUUCCAUCCAACAGAGGUCCUAGAUGAGCAGAGCAGUCUCGCGAUCGAGGAUGGGACAGACGGGGCACGGUUGAGUCAUGAUCAUGAGAAGCAGUAUGCGUAUGUUAUUCAGAGUAUGACGCUCUGGCGCGAGAUAUUGAACGACAUGUUCCGUCUAUGGACUCUAGUAGAUGAAGACCUACUUUCCGAACGUGUACCCUACCGCUUGUGCGAUACAGGGCAGGGUCUGAAUCGUAUGCAAGACGCACCAAAGACGACACGCAUGAUGCAUAUAAUCGUAGCCAACGCAGAGAAGAAUGUCGGCUCGUGGGUAGGCUCCUCUGCGGUUCAUAUGGCGGAUGACAGUGUUCCCAACGCUUUGAUGUUCAUCGAGAAAUAUUCGCAGAUAUACCGCAUCUUCCUCCCCGUCUGCAAUACCCUCGAACAGAUACCCAAGCUCGUAGAAGAUCCGGAUCUCAGCUAUUACGUCGAUAACAAGUUUGGUGGUGUUGAAUCCCUGCGUCGGGAGAUUCUCCGUGACUUCUUCCGCCAUGCGUUUGACGGCUCGGGCGCAGGCAGCUAUUUCGACGCAGGAUCGUGCAUAGAUGGCCGUCUUACAAGCACAUGGGAGUGGUGUUCCCUUCUGGAGAAGAAACGAUAUUACUCGAUAUUCUUGCUCACUGGUUUCAUCGGCUUUGAUGGCGACUGGUGA